UAUAAAUAAGCGGCGCAGUGUGUUAUUCCAUCACCCCCAAGCACUUACGAUCAGGCCUGUCCCGUCACCACCACCACCAUCACCAUCAGCUGCGGCUCUGAAGCAGUGGGUCAAAAACACACCGACACUGGAGCUGUGAACCUACCGACGGGGGCUCCCGGUUAAAGCACUUGAACCAGCGCAGUGUUAUCACCGAUCUGCCUGAACCGUUGGACCCACUCACCCACUGCAGCAGCCGUCCGCCGAACAUAAACAUGGUGCAAAAUAAAACCACAGAACUCACUGGAUUCCAUCGCUCUUUCAAGGGCCAAAAUCCCUUUGAGUCAGAUGACUUCACUAAAAAUGGUUCUCAUCUUGAUCCAUCAUUCAAUUUCGAUUCCCCCCCAAGAAAUGACAUACCCUCGAGUCAGCCCAUCGACAUCCCGGACGCCAAGAAGAGGAACAAGAAGAAGAAGCGUUGCCGAGCAACGGACAGUUUCUCCGGGCGCUUUGAGGAUGUGUACGGGCUCCAGGAAGAGAUCCUGGGAGAGGGCGCGUAUGCACGGGUGCAGACCUGCAUCAACCUGAUCACCAAUAAAGAAUAUGCAGUCAAGAUCAUCGAGAAGCGUCCAGGACACAGCCGGAGCCGGGUGUUCCGUGAGGUCGAGAUGCUGUACCAGUGUCAGGGGCACCGAAACAUCCUGGAGCUGGUGGAGUUCUUUGAAGAGGAAGACAAAUUCUACCUGGUGUUUGAGAAGCUGAGAGGAGGGUCUGUCCUGGCUCAGAUCCACAAGAGAAGGCACUUCAGUGAGCAGGAAGCCAGCGUUGUAGUGCAGGACAUUGCUAGCGCUCUGGAUUUCCUGCAUAACAAAGGCAUGGCCCACAGGGACCUGAAGCCAGAGAACAUCCUGUGUGAGCACGCUGAUAAGAUCUCCCCAGUCAAGAUCUGUGACUUUGACCUGGGAAGUGGAAUCAAGCUGAACAGCGACAGCUCGCCCAUCUCCACCCCAGAGCUCCUGACUCCUUGCGGCUCAGCAGAGUACAUGGCCCCAGAGGUGGUGGAGGCCUUCAGUGAGGAGGCCACCAUCUACGACAAGCGCUGUGACCUGUGGAGCCUGGGCGUGAUCCUCUACAUCAUGCUGAGCGGCUACCCGCCCUUUGUGGGGCGUUGUGGGGGUGGAUGUGGCUGGGAGCUGGGAGAGCCCUGCCACACCUGUCAGAACACCUUAUUUGAGAGCAUCCAGGAGGGAAUUUACGCGUUUCCUGAGAAAGACUGGGCUCGUAUAUCUUCAAGUGCCAAAGACCUCAUUUCCAAACUUCUGGUGCGGGAUGCCAAAAACCGCCUGAGUGCCGGCCAGGUGCUGCGGCACCCCUGGGUGCAAGGGGGAGCCUCUGACACUCUGCCUACAUCCAUCUUGCAUCAAAGGACCAGCAGAGCGCGGGGCCUGACGUUCUUCGCCGGCCAGGCCAUGGCCGUGAACCGGCAGCUAGCGGAGCAGGAUGGCAUGGAGGAGGAGGAGCAGCAGGAGGUUCCGCUGGUCAUCACAGCCAGCGGCUCCUCCAUGCCCCUCUUCCCUCCGUCCAACUCCAAACUGGGGCGCCGCAGGCAGAAGGACAGCGGGCCCCAGGCCGGGCCCCAGACAGGGCCCGUCUCCGCAGCAGAGCUCCGGCAGCUCCUGGCGCCGCUCGUCAUCAUGGGAGACUGUGCCUGACGCCCGCCGCCCUCUGAAGACCCCUGGUGUAUGAUCCUCCCCCUGAAGAGCCCCCCCAGAAGAGCCCCCCCUGUGGUACCUUUAGCUGUUCAGGCCUUGCUGUACAUGAGGACUGUUGCCCCUAGCUCUUCUCAAAAUGCCUUCUGCUUUUCGGCAGCACACAGAAAAAAAGCACAUCCUCCCGGGGCGAGCCCAAGGUAGAGCCAUGUUAUUAUAACAUGAACCGUGUUCUACCUGUUAUUAUAACAUGAACCAUGUUCUACCUAACACGGCUCAUGUUAUAAUAACAUGAGCCGGGUUCUACCUGUGGGUGGAACACGGCUCAUGUUAUAAUAACAUGAGCCGUGUUCUACCUGUGGGUGGAACACGGUUCAUGUUAUAAUAACAUGAGCCGUGUUCUACCUGUGGGUAUGCGUGCCCAGCCUGCCGUGGAGGCCGGCUCCAUGUUUGGGUUGAAGUAAAGGAGGUGUUUUGAGUUGGUUUUAUUUUUUUCAUACACUUCAGGAGCAAUUUAAACUAAUUUCUUUCCAACCAAGACACCAAAGGACAACCUGUUGUGCUGCUUCCACAUGUUACAACUGGAUCCACUGUGAAUUAAGUUAUCGGGAAUGUUCUCUAGCCUGUAUGUAUACGCAGAGGUGGCCCGAGUGCACAUGCGUACAGGCUUAUAUGCAAUAUGUAAGAUGAAGGCUCUUUUGUCUAGAAGGGAUUCCAUGUUAGAGCUUGAAGGGCUAUACUCCACACUGUCCCUGCCUGGUGCAGUCUGCCGGGGGCUGGCUCCUUAGUCUAUUCUUUAAUCAUAUCAAACUUCAAUUCUAGCGCUGGAAGUGUUAAGUCUUGGUGAUUUUCAUUUAAUUGACCAUGCGAAGUCUGAAUUAGUUUUCCGAGGCUGGAUGUAAAAGUUGAAGACCUAUUUUAAGUUUUCUUAUCGAGAAGCAGUAUGGAAAAGACGGCGUGAACGUGUCCCACUGCACGAUGGUCUGAUGCACUGUGGGCAGAGUGGUUCCAUACCCAUGACCAGCUGUGGCGAUCAUCUCUGUUGUGACGGUUUGAAGUCUGAUCCCAUUUGGCUGCUGGGAGCCUGAUUACUGGGGCUCAUGGAAGGCUUCCACACAGACGGUGGUGAAUAAUUGAUGCUUAAGGUAGAUUAUCGGUGGACUUGUUUGAUCUUCGAUUGGUUAAAUGAAUGGAUGAAGCCUUGCAGAAGAAGUCACUGGUUGAGGGUUCAAAGCGGUCUGGGGGGGUCCGUCUGUCCAGCCAGCCUCGAUGCACUGCUGAACCAGGCAGUGCAGUCCAACUACCAGCAGCCACUCUGUCACGUACUAAACCACCAAGCAGUUUUACUUCUCUGGAAUUCCUUAAGUGUCCAUGUUUUGAUACGUUGCCAUAAACAAGACUCCUUGUGCGAUGGCCGACCGAUUACCUCGCUUUGUUUUUCUUCCUCUCCAGUUGUUGCGUAACUGCAGGUGAUGUCUGCCUGUUUGAUUCUUCUUUGUAUUCUCCUCUCCACAAACCAGUCAGUAUAGCUGUGCUUCAGACCCCCACUAGAGGCAGGAGGGAAGCUGUUUUCAGGGUCUCUUUCCGGGGUUUAGCCGUUUGUCCUUUCUGACGUUGGCGCAUCUCAAGCCUUUUGUUUAUGCCAUGGAUACAGCUUCACCGCAAAUUGUUAAAUUAAUAGGAUAUGAGGUUAUAUAUUUUUGUUGGUAUAACUAAAUUAAAAUGGAAAGACAUUCCAGGAAAAUCCAAAAGUACGAAGUCUUCCAAGGUUGUAGAGCUGUAUUGAUAAGCUUACUUUUGUUUUUCAUGUUUAGAGACUUGCUGCCACCCUCCUUUGGGGUGGCCGUGAUGCUUUGUCUCCAUGGUGUUUCUCGUGCAGGUGCUGUCCAUGGUCAGGUCGGACACGAGUUCUUUACUCUUCUUCAAAAUAUUUUAUUUUUUUGCGUUUGGUUUCUGAAAGGUCUGAGUUCUGGGGUCCGAGGGAACGAGCGGGUUGAGGCCUUCCGGAGCGCCGCAUGCCCAGGGAAGGCUUUUGAUUUUAUUUUUAUAUCCUUCUUUUGUUGUAUCUUCUUGUAUGCCAACAUGUUGGCCAUCAGUUUGUUCAGAAUAAGGUUGAUUCUUUCCGACUCGUGUCAUGGGGUUGCCAGACGCUGUGGUCAGCCACCAAAGAGGAGCCGUCAGGCUGAGAUGGGCCCUAACCCUAUGGCCCACCUGGGAUACAUGGAACCCGUCUGUCCUUGUAUGUGGCAGCCCUGCUGUGUGCGGUUCUGUUGUGGUGUCACUGGACCCAUUGUGCUGAUAACAGGACACUGAUUGUAAUACUUUGGGGGGGGGGGGGGGGGUCUUUGUGCAUCAUUACGGGGUGUUAUGUCUUAUAGUAAGACUUACUUGAAUUUGUGUUUGCAGUCGCAGUACUUUGCAACCAAUAUUUCUCUAAAGAAAAUGCGUUAGGGUGAUUAAGGUAAUCUAUGGGUAUACCCACACUAUUCAGUAUUUCUGCCUUUCUCUUCCCUUGAUUGAAAAGUUUCUAUCUACAUUUUCAGGUUUCUGAUUCUCAGAAAUGCACACUAGUCAGCCAUACUCCGAUAUCCUUUUUUGGUUAUGGGAGUUUUUGUUGGUCUUGACCAUUUCUACUUGGCGGUAAUUUGCAGUAACUUUGGACUGCCUUUUAUUGAGUAGAGGGUAACAUUAUCCAUUCAGCUCAUACGUGUUUAUAUAUACUUUUUUUUUUUAUAACAAAACGGUCAAUUAUGACCUCCACAAUUUGAAUGUAGCCCAAAGGCUUACCAACAGCGAUAAAUUGUUCUGACAUUUGAGUCGGACAAGCAGAGGUCCAAUGAAUAUUUCUCCUUUUCCUUUUUGGAUGUGAUCUGAUCGACCCAGAGCCCAUAAAUCACUUAAAGAUAAUGUAAAUACAUCCUCUGAAUAGGAAUAACAUUUUGAUUCGAAAUAAGCACUUUACUGUACCAUGCGAAUGAUUGCAGUUCACUCGAAGCAACAUUUGACUGUUGCUACAGAAUUUUGUAUUGUUUUCUACAAAAAAUGCAAUAAAAAUGCUUUGAACCACG
This is a messenger RNA of Gadus macrocephalus (Pacific cod), 4756 nucleotides long. It is a transcript of the gene mknk2b, whose product is annotated as MAPK interacting serine/threonine kinase 2b. NCBI's taxonomy places the organism in Eukaryota, Metazoa, Chordata, Actinopteri, Gadiformes, Gadidae. Gene Ontology annotation, molecular function: calcium-dependent protein serine/threonine kinase activity; calmodulin binding; calcium/calmodulin-dependent protein kinase activity. Gene Ontology annotation, cellular component: nucleus; cytoplasm. The coding region runs from base 255 to 1691 and encodes 478 amino acids. The transcript is spliced from 14 exons. The record is from RefSeq and is a predicted model, not a curated record. Gene Ontology annotation, biological process: peptidyl-serine phosphorylation; protein autophosphorylation; intracellular signal transduction.